Molecule: messenger RNA, 491 nt
Organism: Kickxella alabastrina
Lineage: Eukaryota; Fungi; Kickxellomycota; Kickxellomycetes; Kickxellales; Kickxellaceae
Exons: 1
Coding region: 88-432 (114 amino acids)
Source: RefSeq, a predicted model, not a curated record
UCCACGUUUGCUUCUCAUGGCCUGCGCCGGUCUUUCUGCAGCCGCUGUCGCCGUCAUGUUUUCAGAAUCGGAUAUCGACACAACGUGAUGGGCGGCACAAGCACGAGAAUCACCCAGACCUUGCUGAUUCUCGUCAUGAUCGUGUCCCUGGGAUGUCCACGCUGGUUGGUAAGAUGGCCAACUAUGAUGGUGCAGAAUACUUUUCACGCCAUCUUCAUAUUGCUUUCUCUACUAUUGGGCUUUUGCUUAUUUGGGCGGCGUUUAUGCUGGCUAGAACUUUUGUGGCUCUGGACAGUCCAGCAAGAAGCAGUGAGGUUAUGUUUUAUUGCUAAUGUUAUGCCACUGAUAUUGGUUGUCGGCGUCAUGACAGUGCUUAACGCCCCCUUGACAUACAAUUUCCAACUGACUUCCAACUGGAAGUGGGUCUCUUGAAAAAAAAAUCAGUUUUUUAUUGUUUAUUAUGUAAUAUUUUUAAUCUCAUCAAUAUAAAG